GAGCAGAGUUUUUCGCCCUCUGCCUGCCUCUGCGGCGAUCGCUGCAUUUGUUCAAAUUGUUCUCAUGUCACAGUGGACCGUCUCAGGUGUCUCGUCUCAGGGUCUCAGCUGGUGUCUCAAGCGUCUCAAGUCUCCGUACAUUCAUGUAUAAGUGUUCUGUGGUAUACAUUCUUUGUAUACUGUAGUCUCAGGCUGACUCAGGCCCCAUGUGUGGCCCUGCGCAUAGCCGCGUAGUUCCAGACCCGGAGUGCGCGGCCGGCCACUUUUAGAGCCACGCGCUUAUUCGAGGCAAACUAAUGUCAAGCGUGAUGCAUUCGCACGCCGACAACAACAAUGCGGCAGCGCUCAGCGACUUGCGUCUUUUCCUCGCGGGUACCUCCAGCUACGACAGCAAGAUCCGGCCUUCGGACGUGGCCAAGGCGGCGAUACGGCUGCUCAAGACACUGCCUGUGGCACGCGAGGCCGUGCUCGAGUACAUGCACAACUUGUUCGACGAUGCAGUCAGUCGGCACAUCGUGCGGCUCGACUCCGAGGAGAGCGGCGGCGUGCCGGAAGAGCGCGACGUGGAGGACGUGCAGAGCGUCCUGUCGGGCUUCAUCGAGAGCAACCUGUCCGCCUGGGCGCCCAUCAUAUCGGGCUGGUCGCUCGAGCUACUGGGACACCUGACGCGCAAAUACGCCGACCGGCGCAUCGUGCACUGUGGCCUGGCUGAGGUGCUGCAGAUGUGGAUGGCGUGCCCGCCGACGCGCGCGCUCAUCGAGCUCACCACCAAGUGCCUAUCGACGCUGAUCGACACGAACCCGGACAAGUGCAUCGACACGCUGCUCGAGACGUCGGUGCAGCACGCGCCGCACUUCGACUGGGUCGUGGCGCACAUCGGCUCCUGCUUCCCGCACACGGUCAUCACGCGUGUGCUCGCCUGCGGCCUCAAGGACUUCGUCAGCCACGAGGACGACGAUGCGGCGGAGAGGAAGGUGCCCAAGCUGGCCUCGGUCGUCGGCAUCCUUGGUCACCUGGCCGGACAGCACGCGGCCGACAUCCGGGGCGCGCUCGUGUCGCUCAUGCAGCAGAGCUUCGCGGCCAACCCGACGCGCGAGCAGCUGGCCACCAUCCCGUUCCUGCUGCAGCUCGCCUCCAUGUCUGAGCACCUGCUCAACGCCGUCGUCUCCGAAUUCACCAGAGUCCUGUCAGCCGACACGCUCAACAAGCUGUCGACAUUGAUGGGCAAAUGGGAGUCGGCCAAAAUUCCGGGCACGCGAGACCUGCUCAGCCUGACCGUCGUUCUCAUAGUGCAGAGUGGCUCGGGUGACCUGCGCUUUCUCAGCCAGAUCUUGGACAUUGCCUCGGGUGACAGCGAGUUCUCCUCAGCACUGCUGCCUGCGGUUCCCAAUGCAGCCGGGGUCGUGCUGGAUAAUGUCCUGCUCGAGAUGCAGCAACGGGUAUUUGCUGGUGCGGCUGAGAUACCGCUGUUGUCGGCGCUCGAGGCCCGACUGGGUGACCUGUGUGGUUGGCUGCAGCACACCCGCUGUGGGCCCCGCACCAUGUGGCUGUGGAAUGCCCUGUCCCUCAUCUGUGUCCACCGCAAGGAGAAGACUGCGCUGACAGUGCUCAGCCACUUGCUGGGUCGCAUCCGUGGCUCCACUGAGUUGCUCUUCUUUCAGGCACUGAUCUACCAGGUUGAAGUGGUUCACGUCAACUGCCUGACACACACCAUCUCCCAUCUGAUGGCUGAGCUGCAGUCUGGCCGAGUCUCCAACCCCACCCAACUAGUCGAGAAUCUCAAGAAGCUCAGCGGCAACUCUCACGUGGGUGUACGUGUGAGUAGCACUGUCUGCAAGUUCGCCCAAGUGCUGGCCGAGCAGAUGCAGGCGUCCUCUGACCUGACAUACGCAGAUGCAGUCGCUGAGCUGCUCUCCACAUCCGUGCAGCCAGAGACGAUGUCAGCCACCGCUGUGAUCAAGGUGGUUGCGGCGGCUGUUGCCUAUUUCUUUGCCAUCGUUUGCAAUCCGAUCCACUAUGGGCCAUCCCGCAAGUACACGGCCGCCUGCAUCUGCCUCCGUCUACUGUCCACGCUGUGUUCACGCUCGGUUGCACAGCACUUGGCGCUCCGCAAUUUGCUUUCAGGGGCAUUGGACCAUAAGGUGUCUUGGAGAUUUGGUUCGCGUCCACGGCGGAGCAGCGAGGCAUUUCUGCGGCGGCCACGCUUUGUCCACCUCCUCGACGAGAAUCAGAAGUUUGCAACGUCUAUCAACUUCCCGCAGAGCCACUCGUCCAUAGUGCGUGUUGGCGUCAUUGGAUCUGGUCUGCGGAGUGUGCCUCCACCGCCACCUAUUGCGGACGAAGAGGUGGCGCUGAACAAGCAGCUCUUGCUGGAGGCGAUCACGGCAUGCUGUGCACUGCCCUGGCGCAAUGACAGGUCGUCACCAACACGCACUUCUCCUGUGGGCGGCAUGAAGAUUGUCGCGCUGCUCCUAGUGAUGAUAUCGUCGGACGUCAUGUUCAAUGGGCUUCCUUGGCCAGACGAGGAUUUCCUCAAGGUGACCAUUGAGCGCGACCUGCACAUCCAGGCUAUGUUUGUGGACCACCCCAUUUUGUGGGACCUCCUGCGACUGGUGGCAUCGGUGCGGCCGUCGCUGUGCUACUGCAGUGUCCUUCUGCGUGCCGUCAUGGCUGUGGCCAUGACACACUGGCGCAACUGCCAGGAGAAGGCGGCCGCCUCCAGCCCCAAGCAUCUCGAGACAACCCGCACAGUUCUACGCAUCAUGUCUCUGGGACAGCUGCUGCCACCGGCCAUGAACAGUCUGGGUGAAGUGCUGCCACUCCUCAGCCCGUUUGAAGUCUUCUGCGUGCUCUCGGACGUGUGGCAGUACAUGCGCAACAACGUCCCCAGCCCAGCACUGUUUACACACAAGAACCCCACGACUGGUGAACUGUGGCGUGAGUUCAAGACACCUGCUGCCGAUCUCAAGUACAUGGAGCGGCUGCGAGCCAUCAUGAUCAGCAACAUUCAGACGUGCGGACUGAUCUUUCAGAAGUUCUUCAGUGUUGACCCAUGAAUCGGAC
This is a messenger RNA of Rhipicephalus sanguineus (brown dog tick), 3063 nucleotides long. Its product is annotated as integrator complex subunit 5-like. Gene Ontology annotation, biological process: snRNA 3'-end processing. The record is from RefSeq and is a predicted model, not a curated record. Gene Ontology annotation, cellular component: integrator complex. Lineage: Eukaryota; Metazoa; Arthropoda; Arachnida; Ixodida; Ixodidae.